Messenger RNA from Bombyx mori (domestic silkworm), 1816 nucleotides. RefSeq names its product ubiquitin-like protein 7. The record is from RefSeq and is a predicted model, not a curated record. Gene Ontology annotation, biological process: ubiquitin-dependent protein catabolic process. Bases 602 to 1735 code for a protein of 377 amino acids. Gene Ontology annotation, molecular function: polyubiquitin modification-dependent protein binding. Lineage: Eukaryota; Metazoa; Arthropoda; Insecta; Lepidoptera; Bombycidae. The transcript is spliced from 8 exons. Gene Ontology annotation, cellular component: cytosol.
GAGAGAGAGAGAGAGAAUUCUUUAUUGUACACCAAAAAACUAAUAAACAGUGCGAUACAUUAAACAUAAAAAAGUACAGUUGGCUAGUUAGUGUUUCUUCAGAUUUAAAUGUGUAAUAAUUGUGGUUUAUUAACUAUUUAGUAUCUGCGAAAGUGCACAAAUGUGGGAAAAUGAAACAAAGCCACUGAACGUAACUUCUCGGGAUCUUCCAAAAAGUCCACUGAAAAAGUCACAGUUAAUGACUACCAUUUUACUGAAAUUAUACUUCAUCCCAUAUCAUCUCAUCUCAUGUCAUUUCGUUUCGUUUUCAUUUCACUUCAUGCCAUGUUUCAUAAUAAUGAACUUUCUUUUCAUUUCAUAAUAUCAUUUUCAUAUAAAAAAGUUACGUAUCAUUAAAAUUAAAAUAAGGCUUGACCUAAAGGUCUUAGCUACCAGGUCAUAAAAUCACUUAAAAAAAAUAAUAAUGAUAAUACAUACCUGUCACUUAUGUGAAAAUUGUGAAAAAUAAUGCUUUCUGCAAGUCACUAAAAUAAUUUUUUUUAGAAUUUAUUGCUUCUUUAAUUAUCUAUAGGGUCAUAUUAAAAGGCAAUCUCAACAAGAAAUGGAUAACCAGCCAUGCAUAUUUUUGGGUAUAAAAGUGAAACCUGGACCAAUAGAACGUCACAAACUAGAGAAUUUUGGACUCGAGAAUACAGUAGAUUCUCUUAGAACUGAGGCUGAAAAGCGAUCCAACGUACCAUCAUCGUCAUUAGAAUUAAUUCACCACGGAAAAAUCUUAAAAGACAAGGCAACACUUCAAGAAUGUGGAGUCAAGUCUGGUGAAAUGGUGCAUGUUGUGAAAAAGAAGACUACCACUGCCAGUGCAGCACCUCCAACUUACACUGAUGCUGAGCUGCAGCAGUUAAAUGCAUCACUGAGAACUCUUGGAUGUACACCAAAUGCACCAGGUUGGACUAGAGCUAUGCAGCUCUUAAAUGAUGACUCUGUUAUGGCUGAGAUCAUAGAACAGGCCCCAUCACUAGGAGAGGAUUGUGUAGCUCUUUCAAUAUUGCACGAGGUUGAGUUAUUGGCAGCUCUGGGUGCCAAUCUACAAACAAUGAGGCGGGGUGCCACAGCCCAUCCAGAAUUGCCCAUAGCAUUGAGACACCUCACAAAUCUUGUUAGAUCACGCUCUUCAACCGGAUCUACUCCUGGUGAUACUGCACCCACAUCUGGAUUUGCAUAUUCAUUGGAGGCUUUGUCUGAAGAUGAAGAUGGUGAAGAUGAGGAGACUGAUGAAAAUGGUGAAAGAAACCAAAUAACUCAAGAACAGUUAGCAGCAGCAUUGCAGGCGGCCACGGAAGCCGUGUCGACUCCGCGGAGCGGCGGCGGCAGUCACGAGAGCCUGCUGCGGUUGCUGCACGCCGGCGACUCCUCCCGACCGCACUCCUCCACGCAGACCUCAGGCCCCAGUCGCUCGGUUAUCACUCCGGAAAUGUUCAGUGAAGCUAUUUCAGAAGCUAUAAACAGAUCCAGCAAUAGACAAAGUGAUGGAACACCUAUGGAACAAAGUACUGCAGCAUCUUCAUCUCAAAGUCCCGGAGGAAGGGAAGAUAAUUUUACAACACAAUUGAACCAUAUGCAUGAAAUGGGUCUACUGGACGACGCCCUAAAUGUUCGCGCCCUACUAAUAUGCUCCGGUGACGUGAAUGCAGCUAUUAAUUUAGUUUUUAGUGGCGCCAUCGGAGAUGAAUAAUCUUCAAGGGAAACAAUUGUUCUGAAAUAUCUACAUAAUUAAACAUAUAUUGUUCUGGAAAGAUAAACAUUAAUGAAUUGA